This is a messenger RNA of Dentiscutata heterogama, 252 nucleotides long. The record is from the annotation of a GenBank genome assembly. Lineage: Eukaryota; Fungi; Glomeromycota; Glomeromycetes; Diversisporales; Gigasporaceae.
CGGUCUUAAUUCUUGGGCUCUAUUUUAUUCAUAGAGCCUAUAGACCUCCUAAAGAAUUAGAACUCAUUCCAACUGUACCUAUAUUUAAGUUUGCAAGGGCUGUAUUAUUCAACAAAGGACAACAUGAAAUUCAGCGCGUUAUUAGUGAAUCAGAUCCAGAAAAAAUUGGAUUAGUGAAAAUUUUCCUUUUUUCAGGAUGGUCAGUUUUAAUAACUAACAUUGAAUAUGCCAAAGUAUUUUUCUCUGAGAAUG